Molecule: messenger RNA, 10321 nt
Organism: Lucilia cuprina (Australian sheep blowfly)
Lineage: Eukaryota; Metazoa; Arthropoda; Insecta; Diptera; Calliphoridae
Gene: Ppn
Product: papilin
Exons: 17
Coding region: 339-9770 (3143 amino acids)
Biological process (GO): extracellular matrix organization
Cellular component (GO): extracellular matrix; extracellular region
Molecular function (GO): metalloendopeptidase activity; serine-type endopeptidase inhibitor activity
Source: RefSeq, a predicted model, not a curated record
GUUGCUGACUGGCGCUCUUUCCCAACGGUUGUGUUCGCUUCACGUUCCAAAGAAAACGAUAAAUAAACUAAAAAUUUAUGACAAACUAAUUCUAAGAUGAAUAUAUCUCCCGAUCCUGUAAAUUUAAUCAAGGAUAUUAAGCAAUAAAACUAUUAAACUAACAUACUCAAUUUAAUAGUAUGUCGAAUCAAGUGCUAUAAUAAAAAUAAAUAAAAAUAUAUUCAUACUCAAAAUCAGAGCAAAAAAUAUUCUCAAUUUAAACAGUUAAAAAUUCAAAAAAGGGAAUUUAUAGUGCCACUUAAUACUAAAACAAACAAAAAAUAAUAUCUAAACACAAAAUGGAUUUAUCAAGGCGGUCUCGAUUACCGCCUUUGAUAGGAUUCAUUCUAUUACUUUGUAUUCAAACGUCACAGUCAAGAUUUUUUGGUGAGCGGUUAAAAAGACAAAAUGGCGCACAUAUGUAUCUUCCUGCGAGUUCGAUAAUACCUGGGGGUGAGGGUGAUGAUUCCACAGAAUGGAGCGAUUGGAGUUCAGCUUCUGAAUGUUCGAGAUCGUGUGGAGGCGGUGUUUCGUUUCAGACAAGAGAAUGUUUGAGAACAGCGCCAAAUGGUGCUCCUAUAUGUAAGGGAGGAAAUCGUAAAUAUUUUUCUUGCAAUACCCAAGAUUGUCCUGAAGGGGAACCAGAUUUUAGAAGUCAACAGUGUUCCCGUUUUAAUCAUCAGCCAUUUGAUGGAAUUUUCUACGAGUGGAUUCCUUACAAAAAUGCUCCCAAUCCUUGUGAGUUAAAUUGUAUGCCAAAUGGCGAGCGUUUUUACUACAGACACAAGGCUAAAGUUAUUGAUGGAACACGAUGCAAUGAUAAAGAUUUAGACGUAUGUGUUGAUGGUCAAUGUCAACCAGUGGGUUGUGAUAUGAUGCUCGGAUCUGAUGCAAAAGAGGACAUUUGUCGCAAAUGUGGAGGUGACGGAACAACAUGCCGUACAAUUGCUGACCGAUUUACUACAAAUAACCUAGCUGCAGGAUACAAUGACUUGUUGUUGAUACCAAGUGGUGCCACAAAUAUUCGUAUACAAGAGACAUCCCCAUCGAACAAUUAUUUAGCUUGUCGGAACUUAAGUAGUCAUUAUUAUUUGAAUGGAAAUUUUCGAAUUGAUUUUCCUAGAUCAAUGGAAUUUGCUGGUUCAUGGUGGAACUAUCAAAGAAAACCUAUGGGCUUUGCAGCACCGGAUCAGUUAACUUGUCUUGGUCCUAUUAAUGAACCAAUUUUUAUUGUGAUGUUAGUUCAAGACAAAAACGUUAGUAUCGAAUAUGAAUACAGUAUUCCGCAAUCAGUUAGUUCCAGUACGCCUGAUGUUUACACCUGGACCCACAUGGAAUAUGGACCUUGUACUGCAUCCUGCGGUGGUGGAACCCAGACACGUACAGUCACUUGUAAUAAUCGACUAAAUUUGAAAGAGGUUGACGUAAGCUUUUGUGAUGAAAGGGCAAAGCCAGCAGAAAGUCAAGAAUGUGGAAUGGAACCUUGUGCUCCUCAUUGGGUUACAAGCGAAUGGGGAAAAUGUUCUAAAGGUUGUGGCUCAGACGGCAUGCAAAAUAGAACUGUUACUUGUGAGCGCACUUCUGCAACAGGAGAAAAUACUAUUGAAGAAGACUCAGUUUGCUUAGAAGAAGUUGGAAACAAGCCUGCCAAUCAGCAAGAGUGCAACCGGGAUAUUGAGAACUGUCCCAAAUACCAUUUAGGUCCAUGGACACCAUGUGAUAAAUUAUGUGGCGAAGGCAAGCAAAAGCGAAAAGUUACUUGCUAUAUUGAGGAAAACGGUCGAAAAAAAGUUUUAAACGAUGACGAUUGCAUUGAAGAAAAGCCAGAAACGGAAAAAGUGUGCAUGUUGACUCCAUGUGAGGGUGUGGAUUGGAUAAUAUCCCCUUGGAGUGGUUGCGAUGCUUGUGGACAAACAACAGAAACUCGUACUGCAAUUUGCGCUUCCAAAUCCGGAAAGGUUUAUGAUGAUGAAUUUUGCGCACCUGAAACACCAUCAUUAUCCAGACCUUGUGAAUCCAAAAAAUGUAAAACUUUAUGGUUUACAUCCGAAUGGAGUAAGUGUUCAUCGCCAUGCGGCAAAGGCAUUCAGUCACGUGUUGUUUUGUGUGGAGAAUACGAUGGUAAAACUAUUACGAAAGUAACGGACGAUUCUCAAUGUGACGUCACUUCUAAACCUGAAGCUGAGCAGGAAUGUGAGGGUGAUGACAAGGAGUGUCCUGGCCAGUGGUUCACUGGACCCUGGGAAUCAUGUACUAAGCCAUGUGGGGGAGGCGAAAGGCAACGCGAGGUCUUAUGUUUGACAAACGGUACGAAAUCCAAUAACUGUGACGAAUCAAAAAUCCAGUCGCUAUCUGAAAAAUGUAAUACUCAAGCCUGCACAGAAGAUGAGGUCAUGCCUGUAGAAAGUACUGAUAAGCAGGUUACUGAUGAAGAAUAUGAAGAAGACUGUGAAGAAGAGGACGAUGACAACAUAAAAUAUGUAACCGAUAAAAUGAGUGAAGAUUUGAAGACUUCUGAUGGUAUUGAUUUCGAUGAAGAAUCAACAAUGUCAUCAUUGAUAACUGAUGAUCUUAUGUUGAGUGACAGUACUCCUUCAGUAGACACUACCGAUGAGGAAAUUUCUACCGAUACUCCUCUUACUACUGUCGAUGGUUCAGGUGACGAAGCAGAGAGUACUGAGUUCUCUAGUAUUGCUACGGAAGGUAGCGGUGACGGUAUAGAAACAACUUCUGAAACUACAGAUCGCUCUCAAUCAACUGAUCCUUCAGAAUCAACUGGAUCUGAUUAUACUGAAUCAACAAUUUCAUCGACGGAAGAAUCUUCAUCCACUGAAUAUUCUUCAUCAACGGAAUCUUCAUUAUCAACAGAUUCCUCUCUAUCAUCUGAUGCUUAUUCAUCAACCGAAUCGUCUUCAUCUACGGAAUCCUCCCUUUCAACUGAAUCUUCAUCAACUUCUGAUAUCGAUACGACAUCCUCCGAUAUUUAUAGUUCUACUGACGUGUCAGAAAGUACUUUUGUAACUAAAAUCUCAACAGACAUAACCAAGUCUACUGAUAGUUCUGACACUACAUCGUCCGAUUUUACAGAUAAAUACACUGUUUCACUUGCUACUGAUAGUUCCGAAACUACAGAUAUUUCCAAGUCUACAGACUUAGAAUCUACUACUGUAUCACUUCAUACAGAUACAUCUGAAUCGUAUUCGUCGACAGAACUAUCUACCGAAUUCUCUGGUGCAACUGGUAAUUCUGAAUCUACUAGUUUUAAAGACGAAUCUGAAACAACUGUUUCUGAAGACAUAUCAUCAUCUUCAGAUUCCUCUACAUACUCAUCUUCUGUAACAGACACUUCUACUGAAUCUUCAUCAGCAACAGAUAAAAUUGAUUCAACUGAGAUAUCUACUGGUUCUACAGAUUCAUCUACUGAAAAAACUGAAUCUACCGAAACAACUGAAUCUACUGAAUCUACCGAAACAACGGAUUCGACAUCCCUAGAUUCAACGGAAUCGUCACUUUCAACCGAAACAAUAACAGAGUCAUCAGUUUCGACAACAAACCUACCUACAGAUUCAUCUGUUACUGAUUCAACAGAGUCUUCUGAAUCUACCGAAACAACGGAUUCGACGUCCCUAGGUUCAACGGAAUCGUCACUUUCAACCGAAACAAUCACAGAGUCUUCAGUUUCGACAACAAAUCUACCUACAGAUUCAUCCGUUACUGAUUCAACAGAGUCUACUGUAACUACCGAAUCUACAGAUUCAACAGACUUAUCAAACUCAGAUUCUACAGAGUCCACAAUUUCAACCGAACCCACUACAGAAUCAUCUGUUUACACGACAGUCCAAUCUACUGGCUCAAUAGCAUCUGAUUCAACUAAUUUCUCUGAAGCUUCUGAAUAUACCGAUUUCACAGAUUCUUCAACCUCAGAUUUAAGGGAUUCUACACUUCAAACAGAUACUACAACAGAAUCCCCUGUUUCUACAACAGAUCAAUCUACAGAUUCAACAGAUUUUGCUUCUACUGACUCCUCGGCAGCUACAGAAUCAUCGGAAACAACUGAUCUUACUUCUUCUACAGACAUAUUUACAUCGACAGAACUUUUAGCUUCAACUGAAUCUUCUAUAUGGACAUCAAGUUCCACUAAGUUAUAUGAAACCACUGUAUCAUCUGAGACAUCUUCUACAGAUAUGUCUACAUCUACUGAUGUUACUUUAUCCUCAGAUUCUACAACAGUUAUAUCAUCCACUGAUAUCAUAACAUCAUUGAAAUCAAGUACAGAUGUUUCUGAAUCUACAGACACAUCCUAUACUUCCGAAUCAUCAGAUGAAUUAACAGAACCAUCAAGUACUUUGGGUAUAUCAGACACAACAGAUUUUUCAACAGAAACAAUUGGCCAGGAAUCGUCCGGAGACACCACUUUGGAAACUGAAUCUACAGUUAUUUUCGACUCAACUACUGACACUUCUGGUGAUUCUUCACUUUCAACAAAUGAAUUUACCACGGUCGAUAUAUGGACAACUGAGGAAGAUUAUGAGAAGAGUACUCCUAACACAUUGGAAGCCGCUAUUACAAAAGAAUCUAAAGUGAAAAAAUGUAAAGCCAAAAAGCUUAAGGAUUGCAAAAAAACUGAGCAUGGAUGCUGUCCAGAUGGAAAACAUAUUGCAAAAGGUCCUUUUGAUAAGGGUUGUCCUAUUGCUAAGACUUGUGCUGAAACCGAAUUUGGUUGUUGUCAUGAUGGUGUAUCUCCAGCUGGUGGUAAAAACUUUGAGGGCUGUCCUCAAUCACAAUGUGCAGAAACAUUAUUCGGUUGUUGCCCAGAUAAAUUUACAGCUGCAGAAGGAGAAGAUUACGAAGGAUGUCCAGAACCAACAACAUUACCACCAACCACAACUACUGAAAUACCAGAAGAAACUACAGAACUUCUGGAAUCUGAAAGUGCUGAAACAUACAGUACUAAUAUUCCAGAAACCACUGAUGUUUUUAGUACAGACAGUACUGAUAUACAAGAAACAACUGAUAUCUUUGAUACAACAGAUAUUUCUGAAACAACCGAUGCAACACUAACAAAAGUUACUGUACAGUCUUGUUCAUUUAGUGAGUUCGGUUGCUGUCCAGAUGGUAAAACUGUUGCUUCUGGCAAAAACUUUGCGGGAUGCGAAGAUGUGUUUGAUGAAAAGAAUUGCAGGAACUCACUGUUUGGCUGCUGUAAUGAUGGACGAACAUCGGCUACUGGUCCUGAUAAUGAAGGAUGCCCGGCAUGUACUUACGAACCAUACGGCUGUUGUCCAGACAACGAAACUCCAGCACAUGGUCCUCUAGGAGAAGGUUGUUGUUUAAAUUCACCAUUUGGUUGCUGCCCUGAUAACAUUAACAGCGCUCGUGGUCCAAACUUUGAAGAUUGUGACUGUCAGUAUGCACCGUACGGUUGUUGCCCAGAUAAAAAAACUGCUGCCCGUGGUCCUAACAGUGAAGGAUGUGGCUGUGAAACUUUAGAGUUUGGUUGCUGUCCCGACAAGCUUACGCCCGCUCUGGGUCCUAAAUUUGAAGGAUGUUCCUGUCACACAUUGCAAUUUGGUUGCUGUCCCGAUGGUAUUACUGUGGCUCAAGGUCCUCAUCAUUAUGGCUGUCAUUGUUCUCAAACAGAAUUUAAAUGUUGUCCAGAUGAAAAAACGCCAGCUAAGGGACCUAAUAAUGAAGGUUGUACUUGUUUAGAGAGCAAAUAUGGCUGUUGUCCUGAUGGUGUUACCUCUGCCCAAGGUGAUAAAUUUGAUGGCUGCGAAAAUGUUAAAGAACCACCACAAAUGUCCUGCAAAUUACCCAAAGAAACUGGUACCUGCGGUAACUUUUCCAUUAAAUUCUUCUUUGACACUUCAUAUGGCGCAUGUGCUAAAUUUUGGUAUGGCGGAUGUGGAGGCAACGGCAAUAGAUUCGAUUCAGAAAGUGAAUGCAAGGAAACCUGUCAAGAAUUUAAAGGAAAAGAUGCAUGUCUCUUACCUAAGAGUCAAGGACCCUGCACAGGAUACAUUACCAAAUGGUACUUUGAUUCUGAUCGUGGACGAUGUGAAGAAUUCAAAUAUGGUGGAUGCUAUGGCACAAAUAAUCGUUUCGACAGUCUGGAAGAGUGUCAAUCAUUAUGUACAGUUAGUGAAAGUAUUCCCACUUGUGAACAGCCAAUGGAUGAAGGACCGUGCGAAGGUAGUUUUGAACGGUGGUACUAUGAUAAUGCGACUGAUGUAUGUCGUCCGUUCAGAUAUGGUGGCUGCAAGGGUAACAAAAACAAUUACCCAACAGAGCAUGCUUGUAAUUACCACUGUCGUCAACCAGGAGUACAUAAAGAUUAUUGUUCAUUACCUAAGAAAACCGGUGAUUGCGGCGAAAAACACGCACGUUGGCAUUAUUCCGAGGCAGAUAAGAAAUGCAUGCCCUUCUAUUACACUGGUUGUGGAGGAAAUAAAAACAAUUUCCAAUCUUUGGAAUCAUGCGAGGAUCAUUGCCCCAAACAAGUUGCCAAGGAUAUAUGCGAAAUUCCCGCAGAAGUGGGAGAAUGCACCAAUUAUGAACCUAUGUGGUACUACGAUACUAAAGAUCAACGCUGCCGUCAAUUUUAUUAUGGCGGUUGUGGUGGAAAUGAAAAUAAGUUCACUUCGGAGGACGCUUGUAAUCAAAGAUGCGAAAAAAAAUCAGAACCACAACCAGAACCACAACCUGAACCACAACCAGAAGUUGUCCAACCACCAACUGACAUCAAUGUGUGUGAUGAGAAACCAGCUCAAGGAGAAUGUGACAACUACACUAUGGUAUGGCACUUUGACAAGGAAUAUUCUGUUUGUCGGCAAUUUUAUUAUGGAGGAUGUGGUGGUAAUGGAAAUAGAUUUGAAAGCCAAGCAGAUUGCGAAAGACAAUGUAUUGGUGAGUCACAAGCCGUCCCCGAAUCCGUUCCAGUCCAACCUGAGCAGCCGACAAAUGAGAAUGUCUGCUUAUUACCACAAGAUACAGGCGAUUGUGAUGAUUACAUGCCUUACUGGUACUUCGAUUCUACAAUUUCUCAAUGUUCUUCAUUUUACUAUGGUGGCUGUGGAGGCAAUGGUAAUCGCUUUACUUCAGAAGAGGAAUGUCUCAAACACUGUAGUGCGGAACCAGGUUUCCAGACUAGAUUUGAGCCUGACCUGGAAGCAAGUCCGGAAAUUGAUGACGCUCGCAAAUGUUUCUUGCCAGUUGCAACUGGAAACUGCUUAGACAACCAGGUUCGUUGGUAUUAUAACAGUGUUGAUGGCGUUUGCGAUGAAUUCGUGUACACAGGUUGUGGUGGCAAUGCUAACAGCUAUGCCUCGGAAGAUGAAUGUGAAAAUGAAUGCUUCCCCGCUCAGGAGACAUGUGUUUUACCACCACUGAGAGGUAAUGGAACUGAAAGUAUGAUCAGAUGGCAUUUCAAUGAAGAAAUCGGUAGAUGUAGUGAAUUCGAAUUUACUGGUGGUCGAGGUAAUAGAAACAAUUUUGUAACUGAACAGGAAUGCAUGUCACGGUGUGGAAGUGGCGAACAACCUGCUUCAACUUAUUCCGUAUGUGACCAACCUCUGGAGGCUGGGGAAUGCGAUAACAGUACCACAGCAUGGUACUACGAUAAUGAAAGCAUGAUUUGUGUGGCUUUUACUUAUACCGGUUGUGGUGGAAAUGGUAAUCGGUUCCAAUCUCGGGAACAGUGUGAGCGGCAGUGCGGUGAAUUCAAGGGUGUUGACGUCUGCAAUGAGGAAGUGGCAACCGGACCAUGUCGUCAGUGGCAAACGCGGUAUUACUUUAAUAAGACUUCCCGAAUUUGUGAGCCAUUUACUUAUGGCGGUUGCCAAGGUACCGGCAAUAGGUUUGAAAAUCGUGGCGAAUGUGAAUCAGUGUGUUUAAUUGGCCAAGAGCCUACAUUCCCUCAUAAUAAAGGUACUAAAACAAUCUACUUUCUACUACAAGACAAACCUAACCAUUCUAUUAUGAGUCCAGAUAUCUGCAAACAGGAAGUUGAUGUGGGACGUUGUAGAGGUCGUUCAGAGACUCAACGUCGUUGGUAUUAUGAUGAUGCUCGUGGCAAUUGUAUUUCGUUUAUCUAUUCGGGUUGUGCGGGCAAUCAAAAUAAUUUCCGCUCCUAUGAAUCUUGUUAUGAUUUCUGUUCAAAAACGGAUAUUACAAAUGAAGUUUUGCCAAAUCGUUGCGAAUCGUAUGAAAAUGAAUGUAACUCAAUGGCUUGUCCUUAUGGAGUACGGCGUAUUCCUGUUGACGAUAAUGAAUGUCAACGCUGCGAAUGUAACAACCCUUGUGCCGAUCACGCAUGCAAUGAUGGACAACAGUGUGCGAUUGAAGUUUCUCCGAACGUACCUGGACAAUUUAUUCCAGUUUGCCGUCUCAGCAAUAAACCUGGCCUCUGUCCACAACUAAGCGCUGACGACGGUAUUUGCGGACGAGAAUGCUACACUGAUGCUGAUUGUAGGGAUGAUAACAAAUGCUGUAGCAAUGGUUGUGGUUUCGUUUGUGUACGCCCUACUCCACCUACCGUCCGUACAACAGCGCCUACAACAGCAGCUCCUGUUGUUGUUUAUCCAGGAGAAGUUCGAGCCUCAUUAGCUCCAAAGGAAAAACAAGAAUUAGAUGUUCAAACUCCAAUGGGUGGUAUUGCUGUCCUUAGAUGUUUUGCCACUGGAAAUCCAGCCCCUAACGUUACCUGGUCCCGUAACAAUGUAGUGGUUGACACAAAUCAAGGCCGUUACGUUUUGACCUCAAGCGGUGAUUUAACAAUCGUACAAGUUAGACAGACCGACAGUGGGUCUUAUGUUUGUGUAGCCAGUAAUGGAUUGGGUGAACCUGUCAGACGUGAAGUUGAAUUACAAGUUACAGAGCCUGUUAAUUUGCCUGCUUAUGUAUAUGGUGAUAGAAAUGUUACGCAAGUAGUGACAUUAAAUAGACCUGCUGUAGUUCGCUGUCCUGCUGGAGGUCAUCCAGCGCCCAUGGUACACUGGUGGCGAAAUCGUAGUCGUUUACCAUUGGUUAGUCAGCGUUAUGAAUUAGCUCGUGAUUAUUCUUUAACAUUCCGUUCGGUCAAACUUUCUGAUUUGGGUCCUUAUACUUGCGAUGCUUGGAAUCGUUUAAGUAGACGUCCAGCAUCUAUUAAAGUGACAUUAGUUGCCGUUGGCCCUGCACGCGCGGUAACCAAUGAGGAUGCACAAUAUCUUCAAUAUAUUGUGGAACCUCCAAAAGCUCCCGUAACUCAGCGACCAUCAUUCCCAUAUCGUCCCACAAGACCUCCAGCAAUCCCACCACCUUAUGUACCUGCAAUUCCUGUAAGUGCAGUCGUAGGAAUGGAUCCCAACAAUAAUUAUACACCCGGCUCCACUAUUGCUAUAGGAUGUUCUGUACAAGGCUACCCUAAACCGAAUGUAACAUGGAUUAAAGAUGGCCUACCACUGUUACCAAGCGAACGAAUCCAAAUAUCAGUUGGUGAACCUUAUCGUCUAGUAAUUAACAAUAUAAAUUCUGCUGAUUCUGGUAAAUAUGGCUGCAAAGCAGCUAAUGCAGUUAGUUAUUCGAUCAGUGAAGAAAGUGUUAAUGUUGAAUCAACAAUUCCAUUAAAUCCUGAGUGCAUAGACAAUGAACAUUUUGCCAACUGUAAACUUAUCGUAAAGGGACGUUACUGCAAGAAUAAAUACUAUGCCAGAUUCUGUUGUAGAUCAUGUGCUCUAGCUGGCCAGCUUUAACUCAGUACCAACAAAAACGAUAAUAAUAACAACACUGCAUAUUUUUAAACUGCAAAAGUCUAAUAGAGGUCUUUCUUAAGAGAAAAGCACAAAUUUUGUAUUAACUUAAGAUUAUUUUCCAUAAAGAUUUUAAAAUGUAAUAGUAUGUAUACAAAAACCUCAGGCCAUUGUAACUGUUUAAAAAAUUAAAUUUUAGUGUAUAUUUAACAAAUGAAUUAGAACGAAAUUUAAAAAAGAGAUUAUAGUAAAGUCAUACCAGUUCAAUAUAACGAUUUAUAUAGAGAAGCUUAUAAUAAAGAAACGAGUUUUUUAAUUAACUAUAAGAAAUUUUAGUAAAUAAUUUGUUCCUAUUUAUUGCCCGAGUCAAUAAAGUAAAUGGUAACGCCGCUACGACAAAGUAUUAAUAUUUAUCCCCCACAAAAUCAAAACAAAUAAAACACAGAUAAUGAUAUUAAUAAAAUAAUAAUGAUAAUAAUAAUAAUUAUAUGAUAAUAAGCGAAAUUUGUGCAUUUAUAAGUUUUUGUAAAUAAAAACAAAAAAUAAUAAUUGAA